AUGUCGUCACCCCCCUCUGCCUGUUCAACCCUCCACGGGUCACCUUCGUCCAGAGAACACACCUGUGACCCCGGCAGGGGGAUUUUGAGCCACGAUGCAUGUUUUACAAUUGAUCCUGGGCAGAUCCUGGGACAUGAGCCCGGUCUGAUGGAGCCCGGUCUGAUGGAGAUGUCUGAGGUUGAAUACACGCACCUUCAGCACCUCAUCCAGGUACACAUGGAGGCACAGACGGCCCCUCCAGAUGCGCCCGCUUCCAGGUCUCACCCCGCUUCCUCCAUCGCGCCCGCUCAAGCUGUCGACCUGUCGAUCUCCACCGAUCAACACUGUCUGGCGAUGCCGGGAGAGAUGACGCCAACUUCUCACCGAGAGGUCCCGGGUUAUGUGCUGGCCAGAAUCCGGGCGGCGGAGAGCCCGACCGAACUCCGGGCCGACUGCAGCGCAUCUUCGCAGAUGCGAUCCAGAUCGGCCGCCAGAGUUUGCUUGGAGAAAAGGUUUAACAGCCUGUCUGCCGACGCCCCGAGACAGCAAGAUAUCCAGUCUGCAGUUCACAGCAAUUUUUUGACGAUGGUUCAGCAGUCUGCAGAGGCUCAAGAGGCGGCCAUUCACUCUCAAAUGUACAAGUGGAUAAAAACUGACAGAGCUGAGUUUUCCGGCCUAUAUGCAGCCAACAUGUGUGAACAGGUGAUUGGCCACAAUCCUCAUAUGGUGGAACCGUACAAGCACCAGGGUUUAACCAUGCCCAGUGGUUUCUCAUUUAAGUUCCACCCGGAAAGGUUUGUCAAGAAAGCUCACAGUGCAAGUGGCGGCAACUCAACCGAGGAGCAGCAGUUGGUGAACAUAGGAAGUGACGAUGCGGUGAAACCAGCUGCCUUCAGGACGCACGGUGGCACCCGCGGCUCUAAAUGCAGCAAGGCCGCUUCGGCCGGCCGAACCUCGGCCGGACAAUCGGGGAGCGGCACCUGGAUCAGACCUCAAUCUCAUAUGUCACUGAUCCAGCGCAAGGAGAAGCACAACAGGAAGGAGAGGGAACGCAGGAAGAGGAUCAGCCUGUACUGCAACGAGCUGAACAUGCUGGUGCCGUUCUGCGAGUCGAGCACGGACAAAGUCACCACCCUGCAGUGGACCGCCGCCUUCCUCGGAUACAUCAAGAAGACCUGCGGAGACGCCUUCAAAGAAGGGUUUCAGACGGCAUUCGCUGAGGGGAAAGGACGCUUUCUUGAAUCCAGCUCUUCUUCCAGCCCGGAUCCAAUCCAUCGGGAGAUGGAUGAGAUCCUGAGCAUCCCUCUGGCGGUAGAGCAAUGACCCUCUCACUAUCAUCUUAUAACUCAGAUAGUAGAGUUAAUGUGAACUUCACAUUUCAGCCCGGGUUGCACCAUGAGGUCGGGCUAAAGGCCAAUGGGUCGGAUCGUUUUGACUGACAUAGAGCAGCUCUGCUUCCGACUACAUCACAAUUAUUUCAAAAGGUUUCCAGGCCACCGGAUGCUCAAACUAUCUGGUUUUCUUCAGCUGCAUCUCAAAACCACACGGCUUCCGGCUCGUGUUUGAAGUGCCAUGCCAUUUCUUCUCCAGCUGAUAUAUUAUCUCCCCCAAACCCACAUUGUACAAAAUAAAUAUAUGUUAUUUUAUUGAGCCAUCCACAGGUGGCACUGUUUCCCACAGCUGAGAUGGUGCUCUAAUGAUUUGAUUUCCCCUCUUCGGCUAUCGUACCUUUUUAUUGUAAGUACACCUUUUUAUAUGCUUGAUUCAAAAACAAGUUAUUUAAUGCUUGUAAAUGCACUUCAAUACUUACAUUUUACAUGGAAAAGAGUGUUCCUACUUUGUGAAUGAAUGGUAUUCAUUGAUUUUCAUGGUGUUGGCAUAUUACUCGGAUAUACAGACUGUUCAUUUGAUAUGUAGAGAAGAGUAAUGUUUUACUGAAAAGUGGCUUUAUUUGUUAUUUUUUUUACAACAUGUCGCUGUAGCAUCUUACUGUACAUACAACAGUCACCCACAAAUAAUAAAUAGUAUUUAAGGUCAUGUGUAUUUAAUAGUUACAGCCCCCGGUGGAUGUGGUCAUUGUAUUUAUAAACAAAAAAAACUGCUCCUAAGAUUAUUUAAUUUAUUUUACAAUGUCUGUUUUAUGCAUCCACAUGUUUUAUUGUGUUUUUUUAUUGUCAAACCUAGAAAAUCAACUUCACAUGUAAUUGAAAAACAAAGAAGCUGUAAAAAAAAGAAAAAGAAAAAAAGA
Pseudoliparis swirei is the source of this 2227-nucleotide messenger RNA. RefSeq names its product transcription factor-like 5 protein. The transcript has 6 exons. Gene Ontology annotation, cellular component: nucleus. The record is from RefSeq and is a predicted model, not a curated record. Gene Ontology annotation, molecular function: protein dimerization activity; DNA-binding transcription factor activity, RNA polymerase II-specific; RNA polymerase II cis-regulatory region sequence-specific DNA binding. Lineage: Eukaryota; Metazoa; Chordata; Actinopteri; Perciformes; Liparidae. The coding region runs from base 1 to 1302 and encodes 433 amino acids. Gene Ontology annotation, biological process: spermatogenesis; regulation of DNA-templated transcription.